UCCUGCAAGGCUGCGGUCACUAGAUCACCGCGAAUCGCGCGCUUCGUCUCUUCUCUGUCAUGCACCCUCUAUCAUGUGUUGUUAUUUUUGACUUUCCUGCUCAUUUUUGACUUUGCUCGCGAUGGAGACUUGUGUCCUCAUCCCGCAGGAAUUCAGUCUUUGCGUCCGGAGUCCUGCUUUGGGACGGCGCACCACCGAGCCUGAAGUUUCCGUCUGGUCCAAUACCAGCAUCGCGCAAGGAUCGCUCUGUUAUCCUUUCCAAGGGACGAUCAGGAUUGAUAAACUUGAUGUCUAUGGACAGCUUGAUGAUGAUGAUAUCCGGCACCGUUUCGGGUGUUACGACGAAAUCUCCGGAAGUGGCCCCCGGAGGGUGCGCCACUGCAAUUGGGUCCGGUUCGUUCGAGUGGCCACUUCGUUCAACCCGGCGGUUAAUUUCGUCGCAACAAAAGUCAGAGGUGAACCGGUUUAUGAAGCGGUUAAACCGAUCUCGCCCGACACGGAACUCCUAGUGUACUAUUUACCGGAAAGGCCGGAAGAGCUGUUUUUCGUGAGGAUGAGGGCGUCGCUCUACCGGCAAACCAUGGACUCGAUCCUCGAAGACUCUCCCCUCGACCUCUCCAUGUCCCUCCUCUCUCGUGCCUUGAGCGGCUCUCCCCCCUCCGCCGAAGACGAGCGAAAAUCCGUUUCAGGAGACAGUUCAGCCGCCAGCUCCCAAGGCGACCUCCCUGAAGCCACCGUCCCCACCCCCCGCGCCAGGCCCCGCGAGCGCACUUUACUCCCAUGUGGAGUAUGCAACAAGGCCUUCGACCGCCCCUCACUCCUCAAAAGACACAUGAGGACGCACACAGGCGAAAAACCUCACGUGUGCAUGGUGUGCGGAAAAGGCUUCAGUACCUCCUCCUCCCUCAACACCCAUCGGCGGAUCCACAGCGGGGAGAAGCCCCACCAGUGCCCCGUGUGUCUCAAGCGUUUCACAGCCUCCUCGAAUUUGUACUACCAUCGAAUGACGCAUAUCAAAGAUAAACCUCACAAAUGCAACUUGUGCUCCAAGUCGUUCCCGACUCCGGGAGAUCUCCGGUCGCACAUGUAUGUCCACUCCGGGUCGUGGCCUUUCAAAUGUCACAUCUGUUCGCGGGGAUUCUCCAAACACACCAAUCUCAAAAACCAUCUAUUCCUACACACUGGCGACAAACCGCACGCUUGCGACCUCUGUAACAAGAAAUUCGCACUGGCGUGUAAUCUGAGAGCCCACAUGAAGACCCACGAGGGCGACCCCCAGGAGGAGUGCACCAGGUGCGGCAAGACCUACAUCUGCAGCGGCGCCCCCGACCUGUGCCCCAAGUGCCGAACGGCGCAGAAAACCGCCCCCGGGGACUCCGCCGACGACUCCAGCGGCAACCACACGGAGGACAGCAACACCCCCGAGUGAUUUUCAGUGAUUUUUAAAUAUUUAUUGUUAAGUUUUUACGUAAAUUACGACGACAAAAUGGAAUAAUUUUUUAUUGAAACAUCAAUUAGUUGACACGAUUGGAGAGACUGAUAAUUAUUAUAACGGCUCUAAUCUGACGACCGUGACUGGAUUUAGUUGACAUAUCGGACAUCGGACUCCAAUUAAAACAUGGGGGGAUUAUUGGAUUGUGUCCGAGGUUUGGAAAAUCGCCGACGAUGAAAAAAUCUGAUGGGACGUAUCCGGUGCCCACGCUAGAGCAGAGGCGGACUGGAAAAAAACACUAUUUCUAAAGCAAAAUUAAUUUUUUUUGAUAAAUACAGAGUGAUUCAGCUGAAACUGUGUGUAAAUUAAAGAAAAGUUGAAAAAAAAUCGUUAAAAACAAACGAUUUUAAUUUUUUUGUAAUACAGGGUGACUCGUCUGACAUGUCGGAUUAAAACAUCUAAGACGAAUCAACGUGUAUACUAGAAAAAAUAAAGUAAAACGAUAAAUAAAUAUGUUUUUUAGUGAAAAAAAAGCUUUUCAGUGAGCUUAAUAUGUGUAUGUUCAUCUUAGCCGAAUCGUUCUGUAUAAAUAAAAAAAGAGAAAAAUUUUAAGGUGACUGAAGUUGAAUUAACGCAAGGAAUUGGAUGAACACAGGUAGACUCAGAUUAUACAAGUCGGAUUAUAAAAGUCGUCUAAGAUAAAUCGGCGUGUUUACUUACAAAAAAAAWUAGUCAAAACAUCUAUUAAAAAAUGUUUUUUUUUAAUGAAAAAAGUUUUUUAAUGAACUUA
Molecule: messenger RNA, 2222 nt
Organism: Tribolium madens (black flour beetle)
Lineage: Eukaryota; Metazoa; Arthropoda; Insecta; Coleoptera; Tenebrionidae
Product: zinc finger protein OZF-like
Exons: 7
Coding region: 122-1429 (435 amino acids)
Cellular component (GO): nucleus
Source: RefSeq, a predicted model, not a curated record